AUGACGCCACCUAGUCCGUCUAACGGCAGAAAAGCCAAUGUAUUGUUCGUCUGCUUGGGCAAUAUCUGCCGCUCGACCAUGGCAGAAGGUGUCUUUCGCAGCGUUGCUGCUGCGCACCCCUUGAUCAACAAGAUCGAUUCCUGCGGCACAGGCGCCUACCAUGCUGGAGAGGGAGCGGACCGACGUACCAUGGCUACCCUUCGCCGUCACGGCAUCAAUGACUACAAACACGCCGCUCGAAAAAUCACCUUGCAGGACUUCCUCGAGUUCGAUUACCUCCUCGCCAUGGAUCAGUACAACUUGGAAGACUUAUUGGAUUUGCGCUCGUCCGUUAUAGCGUCGCAGAAGAAUCCUGGCAGCAACCGCCCAGCCCGUGAUAGGGGCACUCGGGAGGCAAUGACAGCGACGUUCGAUGCCAAUGUCGAGCGUGAUGCUCAGAUUGCCGAGGUGCGCCUUUUCGGUGACUUUAGGCCCGGAGGGACUUUGACCCAGCGUAUCGGAGGUGGUGAGGUGGUCGAAGAUCCCUACUAUGGUGGGGCAGAUGGUUUCGAGGAAGUUUACGAGCAGGUGGUACAAUUCUCCAAGAACUUCCUGGAGCAUCUAGAGAAGAAGACUCAGAAUUAG
This is a messenger RNA of Aspergillus calidoustus, 624 nucleotides long. The record is from the annotation of a GenBank genome assembly. Lineage: Eukaryota; Fungi; Ascomycota; Eurotiomycetes; Eurotiales; Aspergillaceae.